This is a messenger RNA of Opisthorchis viverrini, 2163 nucleotides long. RefSeq lists its product as hypothetical. Gene Ontology annotation, cellular component: Golgi-associated vesicle membrane; cytoplasmic side of endoplasmic reticulum membrane; lysosomal membrane. The record is from RefSeq and is a predicted model, not a curated record. Lineage: Eukaryota; Metazoa; Platyhelminthes; Trematoda; Opisthorchiida; Opisthorchiidae. The annotation marks the transcript as partial. Gene Ontology annotation, molecular function: aspartic endopeptidase activity, intramembrane cleaving. The transcript is spliced from 14 exons. Gene Ontology annotation, biological process: membrane protein proteolysis.
GAGGUCUUCAAAACCUCGGUGUCCAAAUUGCUGCUGGUGAGGACCUUAUCGAUCUGGAGUACGCAGAUGACGUUGCCCUCAUUUUUGAAGACCAAGGUGAAGCACAAGCCCUGUUGAAUAGACUGAUCGCCGUCAUACAAUCUUUCGGCAUGCCGCUGACACCUUCAAAGUGCAUGUUUCAGAACACACAGGCUCCUAACGUACCCAUUACAAUCCAAGCAGAAUCGUUUCCAUCUUUUUUCAGCGUUAACCCUCUUACAUCAUCUGUUUUAUCUCCAAGUGACCGGUUUCUUCCCACCCCUCCACCCAAUGGAAUUGACCCAUCUGAGUACAUUGAUUAUUUUGUUGACUUACUCGCGUUCUGUUCAGUCGAAAUUGUCGGAAAAGGUCCGAUCAGAAGUGGCCUGUUCUGGAGCGGGAUGGCUCAGCGUUUGGAGCGUGAAUUUACUGACUGGACGGAUGGGUUCGUUGUUUCCAUUGUCAAAGAGAACACGACGCUGAGACAGUUUUGCGCUUCCGGCUUCCCAAGCUCGGAAGGCCAUGUUGAAUUCGCCCCAACGGAACAGAUGCACCUCACCAGCUGGAUUGAUACUGAGAGGAACGGUGGAUCGCUUCCAGAUGACAGUCGUGUGCCAUUGGCCAUCCUACUUCGAGGUAAACAAAUUCAAUCUUCCCAGCUGAACUUUCAACCGCGGCUGUUCCUUCUGAGUGAGGAUGAUCCAGAUCAAUCCAAACUUACGUCUGUCGAACAACUGGACGUGAGUCACGUCGUGUUGAAGCCCGAAGAUUUUGCCGAACUGGCUAAGCUUUCUUCCAGUCCAAACGGUUCUGAAGCAAUGCUCACCAUCUUUCGAGAUCCACCAACCAGCAGACAACUAGAACUAUUCAAUCCGGCCGUGCUGCUCAUCUACAGCAUUGCCUUGCUGUCCAUCGUCCUCGGUUGUGCGAUGAUCUUCCUGUCAUAUGAGGACUUGCUCAGAGAAAUGCAAGCUCGAACCGCUGCUUUCAAGCAAUCCAAAUGGGCCAUGUACGUCGCUUUGGGGCUGUUACUUGUUCUCGCGUCGGGCUUUAUAUUGAUUUACUACUACUUCUACGACACUGCAGUCUACUUCGCCAUCUCGCUUUUCUUUUGCUGCGGGAUUUUGGCAGUCACCAAUGUGCUUGCAUUCUGGAUCACCUACUUCUUCCCGGCGGCUAAAAAGAGGUUUGCCGUCAACUUUCGUCUCUGUCGAUUUCACGUGGGAUUCAAUGUGUCCGUCACUAAACUGGCGGUCUCGCCCGUAGGCAUUGCACUGAUGGUGGUGUGGUUGAUAUUUCGCAAGGAGGAAUUCAUCGGUUGGCAUCUUCAAACGGCUGUCGGUGUUUUCAUGGUCGCCUGGCUGCUCUCUUCUGGCAUUCCACUCCCAUCGUUAAAACUAAUCACCAUCUGCUUUGCCAUGUUCCUGGCUUAUGACGUAUUCUUUGUGUUCAUCACCCCGUACUUUCAACAGGCCACCGAACCUCCUCCCCCAACGGCAACACACGUUAUUCGGAGCCGACGUUCCGCCUCGAAUGAACUGAGUUACAUGGAAGCGAUUGCCACUGGAUCAGCCGGCAUAAGCGGCGAGACGAUACCGGCCAGUUUCCGAAUACACCUCGUCCUAACCACAGGACAGUACGGUUGUAAACAAUCGCCAUACAGCAUACUGCUCGGGUUUGGUGAUGCCAUCUUCCCUGGUUUACUGUGCGCCUUCUUGGCGUUCUACGAUUCCCUGUGGAAAAUUCGAUUUCGAAUGAACUUCCUGGCCUCCUUGUUUGGUUACCUGCUUGGUAUGUUGACCACACAGUUUGUAAUGACCUUGACCGAUCGUGGUCAACCGGCUUUGCUCUACCUGUGUCCGUUUACUUUGGGAACCACGGUCGUGUUCGCUGCCAUCUUUCUCGGCAGGGAGGAAUUACAAAAAAUGUGGAAAGGCGCCUUCCCGUUGGUCACGUCUGGUGACUCCGGUGAACUACGUCCAUCUGGAGAUGAACUAAAAGAUGACGAGUAUCCUGUCGGGGAUAAAGCAAAGUCGACCGAUUCACUCGUUGCCCAGGACCAUAAUGAUCUUGUCAAUUUCGACCACGAUGAUGAUACUCUCCGUUUGUCCACAUCCCGUGCGGUAUGAAAAGAGCCAGAAGUAG